This is a messenger RNA of Ostreobium quekettii, 354 nucleotides long. The record is from the annotation of a GenBank genome assembly. NCBI's taxonomy places the organism in Eukaryota, Viridiplantae, Chlorophyta, Ulvophyceae, Bryopsidales, Ostreobiaceae.
AUGCUCAGUAAACAUGUUUUUCUUUGCGCACAAAGGUUGUGUUUGUAUUUCUUGCUCUCAUUGGGCAGAAGUCCAAUGGAUGCAUUCUUUGUGCUAAUAGCAGUGAAUCAGUGGGAUUGCUGUGCACACAGGAUGUGGUCAGUCUGGAUGUUCACUAUUCCAUCAUUGCGCGCACGCGAAUGCACAUCCAACGAGAAGGACGCCCUCAACAUCUUGUUCCUCCUUAUCCCCCUGAUCAAUGUGACAAUCCCCAUCGUCUGGAAGUCCUUCGCCUUGGUCUACUCUCUGGAUGUUGCGACGAUGGCGGCAGUGUACUUCUGGAAACUCAGGGCAGACCCUCAAGAAGCAGAUUGA